Hypoxylon trugodes is the source of this 1239-nucleotide messenger RNA. RefSeq lists its product as uncharacterized. The record is from RefSeq and is a predicted model, not a curated record. The transcript is spliced from 4 exons. Bases 313 to 1092 code for a protein of 259 amino acids. Lineage: Eukaryota; Fungi; Ascomycota; Sordariomycetes; Xylariales; Hypoxylaceae.
GAGAAGAAACGAAAACAGGUUCCAAUUCGCGCUUUUACCGUCGAUUUAUUCUAUAUCUAUCGCCUGCACGACAAUUGGGGGUCAUUAUAAAACAGUUGCAUGACUUUUUUUGAUCAUCCUGAACCGUCACCCGAUCUUUUUUUCCCAAGUCACAAAACUAUCAGCCUUCCUGGCUACGAUCAAUCCCUCUCCAACACAUUGGUAGAGGUUAUUUAUUAGAGCUAGCAUACUAGCAAGCUCUUACCUGGCAACCUGGGAUUCUUUUCAAGCAAUUGGUUUUUUGGCCUAGACUCACCACCAGGACCAAUCACAAUGCAUCACAGUCGUCGCAGAUCCGGCCACGCCUCGACUAAUAGCUCUACGACCGACGUUCGUAAGGCUGUCACAACUUCAGAUCUCUCCAAGCCCAGGCGACCGCAAACAUUAACUAGGAGAUCAACCCCUCAGACAGUACAGAAGCUGGGUAAGAACCCUAGGGAUCGUGAAAGGGAAUGGGAGGAGGAGCGCUGGUUCGAAGACGAACGGGAGAGCUUCCCGCAAUUCUGUAUGACUUGCGAAAAGCAAUUCACCCCACAGGAUGAAAAGUUUUUAUAUUGCUCCGAGGCGUGUCGCGAGUAUGACCAGAACGCGAGCGUAAGAGCAGCGUCAUCACACCCAUCGAGUAAGGGACAUGAUAGUUUCGGCGUCAAUUUGCCGUAUUACUCGGCUGGGAACUCAGAACCCCGAGACAUCAUCCCACGCGCCUCCCCGUCCCGCUGGUCGCCCCCUACGACACCAACAACAAAUAACCAGUACACCAGUGCCGUUACGGCUUUGAGGUCAUUAAGUAUACGACCUGUGAGCCCGACUUCGCCCGGUCCUGGUAACGCCAUUUGGCCAUUUACCCGCAGUGCCGUUACCAGCCCUAGUACAUCCUACACGAAAGCGACCAACAACUUCUAUUCCUCUACCUACGAUAACGGUUACGCAGUAACAGGUUACGGAUACAACCACGGCGGUGUGACCUCAGACCGACCGUUACCCGCAAGGAAACCAGGAGCCUACUCGAGACCUAAGAGUAUUGAGCUAGUUACGCCGAUAGUUGGCCGCUGAAAGAAAUCGCUUUCAAAGAACGAGUUCUGGGCGCCAUAGCGCUGACGUGAGCCUCGGAGAAAUCUGACGCAUCGACCGAUUUUGCCACGUUCAGCGGGUCAGAUCAGUGCAUAAUAGCGUGGGGAAGUCCUGGGAGCGAGAUAACGA